Molecule: messenger RNA, 5269 nt
Organism: Cydia fagiglandana
Lineage: Eukaryota; Metazoa; Arthropoda; Insecta; Lepidoptera; Tortricidae
Gene: Moca-cyp
Product: peptidyl-prolyl cis-trans isomerase G
Exons: 20
Coding region: 135-2858 (907 amino acids)
Biological process (GO): protein peptidyl-prolyl isomerization
Molecular function (GO): peptidyl-prolyl cis-trans isomerase activity
Source: RefSeq, a predicted model, not a curated record
CUAACGCUGGCUGGUGGAGUGGUGGCUAGCUUUUUCAAUAAAUUUUAUCUUCUGAAUUUUCAGGAAGUGAUUGUGCUUGUAUUUCACAAACUGUGAUUCUGUAAGUGUUAACGAGAGCAUCAAAGCUGUCCAAAAUGACGGUGGACGGCGACGAAAAACCGGAACGCGAUCGCGUUUUCAUGGACAUAACGAUCGGAGGGCUACCUUCCGGCCGGAUUGUUUUUGAGCUGUACAAUGAUAUUGCACCUAAAACCGCAGAGAAUUUCCGCGCCUUGUGUGCUGGGGACGCCGGGAUUGGGAAAGUUACAGGAAAACCUCUCACCUAUAAGGGUAUGCUGUUCCAUCGAGUGGUGAAGGAUUUCAUGAUCCAAGGAGGAGAUUUCACUAACUCCAAUGGAACUGGUGGCGAGUCCAUUUAUGGAGGCACCUUUGAAGAUGAGACAUUUGAGCUCCCCCAUGACAGGCCUUAUCUGUUGUCUAUGGCUAACAGAGGCAAGGACACCAAUGGCUCACAAUUCUUCAUAACCACACAGCCGGCGCCUCAUCUCGACAAUGUCCACGUAGUAUUCGGAGCGGUGGUGAGCGGCGCGAUGCUGGUGCGGCAGCUAGAGGCGCUCCCCGUCGACCGCAACUCGCGCCCUCUGCAGGACGCCGUCGUCGCCAACUGCGGUCAACUUGUGCGAUUGAAAGCCAAGAAACGUAAGGAUAAGAAGAGUGAGGAAAGCGAAGCAGAAUCUGAGAAGUCGCAUAAGAAGGAAAAGAAACGGAAGAAGGACAAGAAAGAAAAGAAGAAGAAACGCCACCAAUCUACAUCCGCAGACGAGGGUGAAAUAACUGAACCCUCUCAUCCCCUCGUGCAGACCUCGAAAAUAGACCCGCGCGAGAUCCCAGAGGUCCCCACUAACAGGUUCCUUAUGCGAGGGGGCAGGGACAACGAGAGGGAGAGGGAUAGGCCUGACCCUAGGAGGGACAGAGAGAGGAUGCGUUACCGUGAAAGGGACCGUCAUAACGCCUACACCCGCAGUGGUCGGAUGAUCAAGGGACGAGGCGUUUUCCGCUACCGCACGCCUUCUCGCUCCCGCUCUCGCUCGCGCUCGGCGACCCCGCCUCACUGGCGGCAGGCGCAGCGGCGCAUCAUCAAAUUAUCCGAGUUUGAGCGAUCAGAACAGGAGCGCGCAGAUAGGGAACACCAGGAAGCGAAGAAUAAGCCAAGCCGUCCGGACCCCAAACAUACUCGAGAGCGCGCGGUGUCAGGCGGCACUCCGGAAGGUCCUUUUGAAGAGAAAGAAGAGGGCGAAUGCGACACUACUCUUGAACGCUCACGUCACGAGAGAAUCGACUAUAACGCUCUGGACUUCGAAGAGGACAUAGAACAUGAUGAAGCGGCCGCCCGCCCGCCGCGCCGGCGCCGCUCGCCCGCGCGCGAGUCGCGCGCCGACAUGCUCGCGCUGGCGCUCGGCGUCGACCCCAAGCACGACCAGAGGGAACUGGACUCCCGCCACCCUCGCCGCCGCCUCGGCCCCGCCUCCACCGUGGUGGCUGCGGCCCCGCGCCUCUCCUCCGCCGUGGUCGCUGAACCCGUCCGGGCCAAGCACGCCCAAGGCCAGGAGGAGAGGAAACCGGCGGACGGGGAGUAUGACCCCUUCUCUAUGCUGAGGAGCACCUUCCAGGGUAACAAGCCCAAGGAACCGCCCAGAAUAACCAUAGGCCUAGCAUCAGCCGUAGUGGCUGCGGCCCCGCGCCUCUCCUCCGCCGUGGUCGCUGAACCCAUCCGGGCCAAGCACGCGCAAGGCCAGGAGGAGAGGAGACCGGCGGACGGGGAGUAUGACCCCUUCUCCAUGCUGAGGAGCACCUUCCAGGGUAACAAGCCUAAGGAACCGCCCAGAAAAGAAGAACGACCCGAACCGCGUCGAGAACGGCACCAAGAAAAAGAGAAAGAACGCGAACACAAGGAAAAGGAACAAGACAGAACAAAAGAGAGGGAAGAUAGGCGCGAUAGGCACAGGAGCGAGAAAGACGACAGGGAAAAUCGCAAUGAUCGCAAAGACAAGAGGGAAGAGCGCAGCGAACGUCGCUCGCGUUCUAAAGAGAGAGAUAGAACUAGAGAUCGCAGUGAGAGAAAGAGAGAGGUAUCAGACGAUAGAAGGAGGAAAGAUAGUGAGAGUGGUAGGCGCAGCGGAUCCCGUGAUAAGGACAGAAAGAUUGACAGGGAUAGAAAAGACAGUAGAUCCAAUGAGAGAGUGAGAAGGGAUACGGAACGCACCGAGGAAGACAGGAAUAGAAAACGAAGCAAGUCCAACGAUCGGAGAGAUAAGAGACGUAGUUCUAACGAAAGGGACAGAAAGCGCAGCAGGUCCCAGGAGAGGGAAAGAGACAGGAAACGCAGCAGGUCCAAUGAGAGGGAAAGGGAUAGGAAACGAACCAGGUCUAAUGAGAGGGAAAGAGAUAGGAAACGCAGCAGAUCCAAUGAUAGGAGAGUGAGGAGGGACACGGAGCGCAGCGGGACGAGGGAAGGGGACAGAGAUAGGAGUGAGAGGAAGAAGCGAUCCAGAUCGAAGUCCAGAAGCAACUCGCCUUCGUCUCGGCGUGGCAAGCGCUCUGCCUCGGGAGGCAAGUCACCGCAGCAUGACAAGAAAAAGGAGGAGGAGAGGGACGAAGCUCGCAAAGAGCUGAUGGAGAUCGUGCGACUCAUCAAAUCGCGCCAGAAGGAUCGAGAAUCCAAAGCCCAAGAAGCUCAGAAGAAAGGACGGUCGGGCUCCUCCGCGUCGGACCGUAGCGCCAGUCCGCGCCGCCGGUCGCCGUCGCCGCGCCGCCGGCGCUCGCGCAGCCCGCGCCGCCGCCGCUCCGAGGACCGAUAGCGACGACGACUUUAAACUGUGACAUCUCAACAAGCCACGAUGACAACGCGACAAUGUUUGUUUAAAGGUCUCCCCACACUUAUCCAUGCGUUCAGCAAUAGUCAAUAGAAAAAAGCAUCGUAUCUACGCAAUAAAGGCGUAUCCAGAUUAGUCAAUUUUUCGCCAAUCUGAUUAAAUUGCCCGAUUGAAACAGGACGUGCGGACGCAAACGCCAAUUUGGCUCGCCGAAUUCAAUCGCCGAUAAUGACCGAUAUUACCGAUAAAAUGAGGUGCGGACGCAAUAAUACCAAUUUGUGAGGCCGAUAUUUUCGUUAUGGGGCAUUUUUUCAAUUUAGAGGGCUCUAAUAUAUUACCAUAGAUCUAAAAUUGGAGAUUGACGCCAAUUUCAUUUCUGGUCAAAUCGACUUAUUGAUGAGUCUGGAUACCGCUUAAGGUCCGUGCCGAGCCGAGCGACGUUUUUUUCGUUCUUAUGGAGAACGGCGAGACGAAGAGGGAGCAGUAUGUACACACUCGUUCUCAGCCUACGUACGAGUGUGUAUUGCCGCCAUAGCCGGUAUCAUUGCGUAGACAUAAUGCUAUUUUGUAUCGACUUCUGCCGAUUCCGCGUCGAUAAGUGUGGGGCAAGUCGAAAUUAAAAAUUGUAGGUAUUCUGUUUAUUCUCGUAAGGCCCAAUGUGCAUUACAAUGUACACUCAUUUUUAAUCUAGAGUUAGACCAAGAAUAGUCUGCAGCGAUUUUUAAAACCCACGCAGUGCAAGUUCUAUGAAAUUAUAAAUAACACUUGCACUGCGUGGGCUAUCAAAAUCGCUGCAGACUUUUCUUGGUCUAACUCUAAUUACCUUUCAUAAAUCAAAUAAUGUUGCAUUUCUAAAAUGUCAUUACAUUUUGAAAUAAACGAAUUUCAUCUCAAUUUACUACAUAACACGGUUCAAAUUAAAAAUAGGAGAAUUUUGUCAAGCAGGCCUUACGACGUUUAUAAUUUUGCCUUGACGUUUUGGUGUUUACUUUGAGUCCUAAAAUUUAUGUGUUUUAUAACUAUGAAUUAAAAAUAUUUCUGUUUUCGAUUAGUAGUAACAUUAUGAUAGUAGGUAAGGCAAUGUUCUUAUAGUUUAGGUGUAUUUGGAGACCAAAAAAAUCUUGGAGCUAAAAUGUAAAUCAUUGGACGAAAAUGACCUCUAGGCCUAGCACAGAGGCGCGAGGCCUACGGGCAUGUUAUACAAAGAUGUACGGUUGGUUUAGACUUGAGUCCUUUGAGUCAUCUGCUUUUAGACUCUACAGUGUUGCCACUUUUUAAUUUCAAUUUUUUGCCAAGCUGUAAAUUACUUUCUAUACAUCUCGCUUGCACUAAUAUGUGAGUACGAGCUAGCGGCAUAGAAAGUAAGUUACUUAGACGCGAGUGAAUAUGUCAGUGGUACUUGACUGCGGACUCUUUCGUCAGUCUUUUCAGAUUACUAUUUUUUAGGGUUCCGUACCCAAAGGGUAAAACGGGACCCUAUUACUAAGACUUCGCUGUCCGUCCAUCCGUCCGUCCGUCCGUCCGUCUGUCACCAGGCUGUAUCUCACGAACCGUGAUAGCUAGACAGUUGAAAUUUUCACAGAUGAUGUAUUUCUGUUGCCGCUAUAACAACAAAUACUAAAAACAGAAUAACAUAAAGAUUUAAAUGGGGCUCCCAUACAACAAACGUGAUUUUUGACCAAAGUUAAGCAACGUCGGGAGUGGUCAGUACUUGGAUGGGUGACCGUUUUUUUUUUCUUUUUCUUUUUUUUUUUUGCAUUAUGGUACGGAACCCUUCGUGCGCGAGUCCGACUCGCACUUGCCCGGUUUUUUUCACAAGAGCAGAGAUUUGAAAAGUAGUAGAGUUCUGCUUUAGAGAAAGACUCAAGUUGCUACCAACACUAUUGUAUAUGAAUUACUAGAGUUUACACCAUUUCUCAUCAUAUUAUCAAUUAUUUUAUUUUACAAUAGUCAUACAAUGAAGUUUAAAAGUGUCUUUCUGUAUAAAACAUUUGUGCUAAUGACACUUUCGCUAAUAAUAUUCUAUAGAUACCUUUUAAUAUGGCACAUGCAUAUUUUAUUUUGCUUUCCUAUGGAAUUUUUAUUAUUUAAGGACAACCAUAAGAAUGAAUUCAGAUUCAGACCAAGAUAAGCCCGAUUUUGAGUCCAGACAGUGCAAGUGUUAUUUUAAAAGUCAAACUUCUAUGAAAUAAUAAAUAACACUUGUUCAACCCAUGCUGUCAAAAUCGUUGCAGAGUUAUCUUGGCCUAACUCUAGCUAAAUUUCACGUAUCUUAUAAGUUUUUGGUUUUUUAGACUGUCGACUUAAUGAAAAUGUAGUGUUCUAAAUCGGUUCUUAUUCUUAAGCUGUAUGGUAUAUUAUGUGACUAUUAUCUCAAUAAAUGUAUUAAAUUAAAA